ACCCAUCCAGAGGGGCGUGUGCACGGCCAAACGCGUGCAUGAGCGCAGCCUAUUCUCUAAAUAACCUGUUGAUCCAGUCAGGCUGACACUCAGUCUCUGCAGGCAGCAGCAGGCUCUGGCUCUUCUUCCUCCUUCUGCUGGCUUUCAUCUGAGUCACUAACCACCCAGAGAGAUCCAAGGAAAAAACCUGCCGGAAGGGAAAGAAGAGUGGAAAGAAGGCAGCACAGUGGCAGGAGAAUGGACUGAAGGUCUGCGUCUUAAAUGAGUGCAGCUGAAAGGAAACCAUGUGUUCGAUACUCACCUGGACCUGCUUCCUGCUGUGGAUCGGCUUCUCCCUGCAGGACAAAACCCCAGACGUCACCGUGACCUGCUUCGUCUCCGAGGAGUGUUUCCUUCCCUGUAGCUUCCAGCCGGGCGGCGAGGAAACCGUCGAGUGGUUCCGGCAGGACGUGGUCGUCUACAAGUUUGAGCGGAGCGACGAUGACGACGACAGCGACAGCAGCAGCAGCAAAGAGCACGUCGAGCACGAUCAGCUCGCCGGACGGGCCUCCGUCUCCCCGCACCUGGUAACCCGCGGCAACGCCACUCUCGUCCUCAGGAGGAGCAGCCUGAAGGACCGAGGCACCUACAGGUGUCACGUUCAUACCAAGAGGGGCGAGCACACCGCCAAGGUCAUCCUCAAGGUGGAAGCGCCGAUCCAAGGCCUGUUCCUGGAGCUGUCCAGGCUCAGCGGCUACGAGGAGAUGAAGUGCACCGUCCGGGACGUCUUCCCGGCACCUCGGGUAACCUGGGCGACCGAGCCGCCCACCUUCGAGGACCUCCGUCCCGUCACACGGAUGCAGGCCGACAAGAAGGGCCUGUACACAGUGGACAGCCGCCUCAAGAAGCUCACCGGGCAGCCGGACCUCAUCUACAUCUGCAAGGUCACCACUUCGUACGGAGGGCCGGCCUGGACGGCUUCACUCAGGGAGAGAGAGAUUCGAGGCAGUCAGGGCCGGGACCUGACCAUCCCCUGCAGCGCUCCGACGUACCUCAGCAACCCGUCGCUACGCUGGAGCUUCUCCAACGGCGAGGAUCCGUCCCCUAUCCUCAGCUACGACAGCCGGUCGGGCCACAGCGUCUCGUCACCGUCGUGGGACGACCACGUGGAGCUGGACGGCUUCAGGGUCCCGUUCGGAGACGGAUCCCUGCGGCUGAUGGACCCCAAACACUCGGAGCACAGCGGCAGCUACAUCUGCGAGUUCUCGAUGCCGCACAGCCUGCACACCGAACGCAGCCAAGUCACCAUCGCUGGAGGUGAGCGAAGCACAGCAGAGGAUCAAUCUCAUUGGUGGAUCGUCGCCGUGGUGGUCGUCGGGCUGGUUCUGGCUCUGGUCGGGAUGUUGGCCUACCUGAAGCUGAGAGGAAGAAGCUCGAAGCCCAGAAAUGAUCCAGACGAGAUCACAGAGCUGCAUUCGGUUAAAGAUGCAGCCGCUGACAGUAACCUGAAUGAAAGCAGCCCGUUUGCUGUCGGCGGCACCAACGGACAAUCAAACCUCCAGACUGGGACUCGGUUGACCUGAGAACCGACAGAAACAAUGACCUAAACUAACAACGCACUAACAAGGCAAACACGCACACGGCUACACACUGAAGAGGAACGGAGGGCUUCUUGGAAACAGGAAGUCUCUGAAAGGAUUUAUUAUUAAAGGAUCACAGCAUACACUUUAAAGUUACUAUUUUGGCACGGUUUUGAGUCUACGGCUACUUUCCAGACUGUACAUGCCGACGUUGAACAGACGAUGCGUUCAAGCAUCUCCACGAAGGGUUGCUGAGCCCUGAUAGAUGAGAUGUGAAGUUGAACCUUUAGGGAAAUGUUUGUUUUUGGAGAUCCCUAUAAGUGGCUUCUUCUGAUUCUGAAAACCUGCAGGAAUCUCACUAUUAUCUUGAAAGACUACCAAGAAGGUCAAGCUGAAGCACUUUCUGAUGGUCCAGGAGCUACUGUGGCAAUGUUUGCAGUGGAGCUUUAAGUCCUGCUCACUCCAGACAGCAGUUAAACUAAAUUAACGUCUGUGGCAUAGGUUUGGUUCCAGAUGGUGAAUUUAUGAUAUCUGACGAUUUUAUUCCAAAUCACAGACCACUUUGACUAAGAAAAGCUUCAUUGAAGAGAAAAUGAAGCACUAACUGGCGUAUAAAGACGUAUACAGACCAUUGUUCGUGUCUCUGCAGUAGACUGUUUUAUUCCUGCAACAGAAGGGUUUAGAUGAACCUGAAUCAAACAAUACAGCUAAUAAAUCAUAGUUUUACUGCAGGAUCUUGGAUUAGGGGUGAUGUGAUGUAAGUAUUUACACAAACACCCCUAUUAUUGAGUAACACAUCUGCAGCAGAGGAUGAAGUAGUUUCACGACUGCAGUUGUAGGACAGUUAUUUAUUAGCUCUAUUUGGGCCACAUUACACGACGACAACUAUACUCCAAAAGGGAAAUUAGCUCCUCUAGCCCACAGACAAUGGCAACAAAGACUGUUAAUAACUUAGCACAAUUUUGGGUGAAAUGUACGUUUAAAUCCAGAAAUACUUGGACAGUGAGUAGUUUACUUGGUUGGAAUAAAUCAUUAAAACCAUAAGUUGUCGGUUAAAAAGAUAAUACUAUAUGUGCUUGGACUGAAUGUAGUACACUGGGUGAAAUAAAAUUUUAAAACCAUAAGUAUUUGGACAGAAAGUAGGUUUUGGGUGGAAUAAACAUUAAAAACCAUAACUUCUUAGAAGUAUUUGGGUGUAAAAAAAAAAAAAAAAAACUUCAAAAGUACAAGUUUUUGAAAUAAAAUUGUAGUUCGAGUGGAACAAACUUUUAAAGCAAUAACUCAUUAGUUAGAAAAUACUACUUUGGUGGGGGAAAAAAAACUCUAAAACUAUACAUAGUUGGACAGAAUGUAGUAUAAUAAACCUUUAAGCCCAGAAUCUGAGGUUAGAAAGUACUGUCUGGGUGGAAUAAAUCUUUACAACCAUAACUUGUAGGUUAACAAGCACUAUUUGGAUCGAAUAAACAUUUAAUCCAAUAGGUACUUGGACAUAAAGUGGUAUUUUGAGUGGAAUAAACCUUUCAACCCAGAAUCUAUAGUUAGAAAGUACUAUUUAGGUGCAAUAAACCAUUAAAACUUUAUGUAUUUGGACAGCAAGUAGUAUUUUGGGACAAAUAAACAUUUAAACUCAGAAUUUGUCAGGUAUAAAGUACUAUUUAGGUGGGAUAAACCUAGUACUAGACAGAAAGUAGAAUUCUGGGUGAAACAAACCUUUAAACCUACAGGUGCAAAAGUAGUAUUUUUGGGUCAAUUAAACCAUUAAAACUAUAGGUACUUGAACAGAAAGUAGUUUCAUGGGUUGAAUAAAUCUUAAAAACCAUAAAUUGUUAGAAAUAUUUGGGUGUAAGAAACCUUUAAAAGUACAAGUUCUUGGAAAUAAAACAGUAUUUUGAGUGGAAUAAACCUUUAAAGCAAUACCUCAUUAGUUAGAAAAUACUACUUUGGUGGGGGAAAAAAACUCUAAAACUAUGAGUAGACAGAAUGUAGUAUAAUAAACCUUUAAGCCCCAGAAUCUGAGGUUAGAAAGUACUAUCUGGGUGGAAUAUAUGGACCCAUAAGUGCAAAAGUAGUACUUUUGGGUCAAAUAAACCAUUAAAACUCUAAGUACUUGACCAAAAAGUAGUUUUAUGGGUUGAAUAAACCUUUAAAACCAGAACCUGUUAGUUAGAAAGUACUAUCUGAGUGGAAUAAACCUUUCAACCCAUAACUUUUCAGGUAUAAAGUACUAUUUAGGUGGGACAAUCCUAUAAAAUGAUAAAUACUUGGACAGGAAGUAGCACUUUGGGGGAAAUAAACAUCUAAACCCAUAACCUGUCACUUAGAAAGUACUGUUUGGAUGCAAUAAACCAUUAAAACUAUACGUAUACUUGGACAGGAAGUAGUUUUGUGGUGGUAACAAACCUUUAAAACCACUUGAGCGAUCAUCCAGUUUGAUAAGUGUUGUGACAAACAAGAGUUGUAGAAGUUUGGUUGUCCGUCUCUGGUUCUGAAAAAUGGCCAUAAUCGACCCUUGUGGUUUCUGAGUUCUUCUAACCAACGACAAAUAGUAUUUACUGGAUAUAACUCUAGUUUUAAUGAUAUGUAAUAGAACAAUGAAGGUUUGUUGUGUAGCCAAUGUGGGGAAUUUUCCGCCAUUAAUGGUAAUGUUGGAAAAAACUACUACUAGACGAGGACAAAUACUCAUUAGUAGUUUUUCAGAAGUACCUGCAUUGAAGUAGGUCCUUUAUUUCCAUCAAAAACAGCCUUCAAAGAGAUUCUACAGAGGAGGAUCCUUCAGCUUCCUCUAUUUUGGACAUUCUGUCCUCUUGAAGCUGAGUCAAAGUGCCUUACAGUUAAUCAACAGAGCUGAACCCGACAAGAAAAACUGCACUAAUUUACUUCAACAUCGAGAUCCAAUCCACUGAUCAAAACGGUUCCACUGAAAUAUACUGAGUUUGCAGCAUAACUCCACCUUUUUAAAUGUUCGUAUGACAUGCACGUUAUUCGAACACUGAGCAAACACCGGUUGCCACGACGACAAGAGGUGGACAUUGUAUUGUUUGAUUAUGUUGACAAAAUGAUGGUGUUGGCUGUUAGAGUUCUUCAAAGCAGAGAUGUGAUAAAGGGACUUAAUGUAGUACCUGAUUUAGCAUUAUUUCCUCAAAAAGGUCACUGGAAGACUGAGAUUUGUGCCACUAUAAUGAAACAAAACUUCCUAAAUAUCAAAUGAAAAUAAGAAUUUAAGAUAUAAAAUGUAACAUCAAACUAAAACUAUAACUUUCAUACAAAUUAUUGGGCUUUUUUGAUUGCUUUUACCCUCACUGUCGGUUUGGACUGAACCAUAUAUGGAUUUCAAAAUGCAAUUUGUAAAAAUGGAAUUCACAAAUCACGAAGGUCGCGAGAUUUACAGUGUCAUGCAACGGUUUGACAAACUCUUGCUACCAUGUUGUUGAAAUGAAAUUUGACUAUAAAAAUUUAAAUCAUGAAUUAAAAUGCGGUAUCUGUCAGAAAAAUCUGUCAGAUAUUUUCCAUAUAUCAAUUACCCCUUCUGUUAGCUUUGUGCUAACUCUUUUGUUUUAUUUUCCAGGGUGUGUUUCUACUUGCUAAUGAGUUUUUGAGUGUCUGCCUGUUCGCUUUUCUCCUGCUGCCUGUGCUCAAAUUUUAUGAUAACGCAGCCAAAUUUCCCCAAAAAAUUCCACAUUUACAUAUUUUACUGUGUCUGUUGUCAGACAGUGGAACAAGUGUGACAUAGUGACUGAAAUGCAGCCCGUUAACGCGACAUAUUGGCCGGCGGUCGCUUCCAAGCUGCUCCUCUGCGUCGCUAAAACCCUGAAAUCACCAUAAACAUGAGCUAAAAGCAGCUGUACUGGGAAUUUGGUGUUAAUUAAAUCUGAAAUUAUCACUCAGAUAGAAAGUUAGAUGCAGCAGGGCGUCUUUAUUGUUCUAGAAUAUUAGCCAACUAGCAAAAUUCGCCAAUGUGGAUUGAAAAGUCAGGCAGCGACAAGCCCACAGUGAAGGUAAAAAGAAGCAGAGUGAACUGUGAAAAAAAACACAUUAUCUAAGUUUAAAUAUUUUUUCCCUCAGUCAAAUUAGUAUUCUGGUUUAUUUUGGCACAAAUCUGAUUCCCGACCAGAAAAGCUUUUGAAAAAAAACAACAACAAAUAGCUGCAUCAGAAAUCCUACAGACUCAAUGUUUAUGAGUCUGGUUUUUAGUAAAAGACAGUUUGUGUCAUUAUUUAUGAUGUGUUAAACAGGUGAGGAUGUGUUUUCUCUUGAGGUUGGAGUCUAUGAGACUGUUCAAAUUCAAAGACUAACCUCAUGUUCUGCCUCUAGCCUGAACUUAAAGAAGAGUUCUGGCUUCCAUUUCCUGGGUCAUAAAGGUUAACGAGACAGUAAAUUAGCAAAAAUCAGCUUUACUGUUUAACCUGCUGUCAUUGUGCCUCGCUUGGUGCCACGUUUCAUGAAUUAUACUUGACUUCUUUCGCAAAUGUGUCAUAAAUAUUGUUAUUAAAAAGACUAAUCGCUGA
Amphiprion ocellaris (clown anemonefish) is the source of this 6064-nucleotide messenger RNA. RefSeq names its product HERV-H LTR-associating 2b, tandem duplicate 1 (gene hhla2b.1). Gene Ontology annotation, biological process: positive regulation of T cell proliferation; negative regulation of T cell proliferation; cell surface receptor signaling pathway. Gene Ontology annotation, cellular component: external side of plasma membrane. NCBI's taxonomy places the organism in Eukaryota, Metazoa, Chordata, Actinopteri, Pomacentridae. The record is from RefSeq and is a predicted model, not a curated record. The transcript is spliced from 8 exons. Bases 285 to 1562 code for a protein of 425 amino acids.